This is a messenger RNA of Lachancea nothofagi CBS 11611, 2064 nucleotides long. The record is from the annotation of a GenBank genome assembly. NCBI's taxonomy places the organism in Eukaryota, Fungi, Ascomycota, Saccharomycetes, Saccharomycetales, Saccharomycetaceae.
AUGUCUUUUGAUUGGUUAAAUGUGCCUGGGCUCUCAGCAAAUGAUGCGGAGCAAUUAGACGCUUCCGAGCCUCCGCCUCCGGUAUCAUUUGAUUUUGGCCAGUUUUCAAGUGAUCUGGACAAUUGCGUUUCCCAACAUGAUAUAAGUAUCUUGAAACAGAACCCAACUGUAUCUGAGAGAAUAGGGCCCUACUCUGAAACUAACGAGGACCUACAAGUGCCUCUCUCGUUAUCUAGAAGUCAGCUUUCCAAGGAGGAAGCAAGAACGUACCUGAGAUGGUAUGGGUACAUCGCGACACGGAAAAAUUCCAAGCUCAUAAGGCUCGAGGAUGUCUUUCAUUUCAUGGCGAAUUUUCCCCUUUCUCACUCCGUGAAAGAGAGAAUUGAUCAUAUUUUCAAGACUUGCAGGAACUCGUUGAACAUCGGUCAGUUCUUUGCGGUAUUAAGACUCAUAUCGCGUGCUAUUAUAGAUAAUGUUCUUCCAACGAGACGCAUGAUUCUACACCGUGCCCCAGUGCCCAGACCGAAAUCGAUCUUAUCGGCUGGAAACGAAGAAGUUUACGAAGAAAUCGAUGAUUCGCAGGCUGGACCCGAAUUGAAAGUCGAUUUCGAUAGUUUUGCAUCUUUAUUGCUCACUGGUCGAAAGAAGAAGCGAUUGAGACGAAAAAUAACUAAUUACAUCAAGAAACUGAAAAAGGUGCGCUUCUCGGACAAUUUGAUUACAUUUCAAGAUCAGUUACCCACGAUGACAGACGAUUCUUCUUUGAGUGAUGAAGAAGCUCCUAGUUUGAAUAGACCGCUUGAUUUAUCUCUACCAAUGGACCAACUAUUAAAAAGCUUAGCCGCCAGGAAAAAGAACUCGGCGUUGGUUUCAAGGCCUCCGUCGGAGCAAGUUCCCGAGUCGCAGGAAGAGAAGGAUGUCUUGGAGGACAUGAAAGAGUCCUUGAAUCAUUUUCAACAAAUUCACAAUGCUGAUAGUGUCGCUCAAGGUGGUCUUCCUACUCAGUUGCCCAAUGAAGAAAUUGCUGACCAUGAGCUGGAGCCCCUUAAGCCUACAGCCACAGGGUCAGCCAACCAUUUGUUUCGAUCCAGUCAACCACCUAUUCAGAGCGUGCAUCAAGAGCCUUUACAACCUUUAAAACCGACAGCAACCGGAUCUGCUAAUUACCUCUUCCGUACAAGCCAAAAUCCUACAGAACAUUUGUCUCAAAGAACUCACGAAGAGUCUACACAACCAUUGAAACCCACAGCAACUGGGUCCACUAACAAUCUUUUUUUAUCUCGCCAGCAAGCGAAUGCUCAAGUGGAGCCACAACCGCAGAAAGCAACGGGCAGCGGCCCAAAUUACUUCAACCCAAACCAUUUGCAGUAUUCUUCGGGUGUCGCCGAGACUCCGGAGCGGACGCCAACUUCUACUGUCAACUCCCCUUUCCACCCACAACCUCCACACUUUCAAUCCAUGCAGUCCGCUCAACAUGGUUCAAAAUCUCCCGAUCAUUUUGCACAAUCGCAUAAUCCAUCGCCUCAUUUACCAACUUCAUAUGGAUCUGGAUUCUCAAAUCCUAAUUUGGUGAGGCCACAGGGUACUGGCUAUGGAAACUCUUCACAAAUGACAAGUCAGGAUCAUUUGAGACCCAACUUUGGUGCUAACAAUCAAUUUCAAAUGUUGAUGUCAGGCUCUCCUUCUCCGAACGCUAGUACGAUGCAAAUAAAUCAAACAAGCAGCCCAACCACACUGAACAUGCAGCAUGGACAAAUGUCUCCGAUGAUGAGUACAAACGGGGGUGGUACAUAUCCAGCUAAUAACAAUCAUAGCACAUUUCACUCCCGGCCAGACAUGACUUAUCUACAUGCCAAUUACACAGGACCGCCAAGUUCAAGCUAUACCGGCAAUAGCUAUAAUAUUCAGCCGCGGGAGUAUCACAGCUUUUCGCCAUCGCCCGUUCCCCAGAUGCCGUUCUAUUCUCAAUCCCCCGCAAAUGGUUCUCAAUCCGAAGACAUAUUGGGUGAUUUGAAGGCUCUGCAAGCGCGUGUCGAUCAAAUGCAACAUACUUACAAGAGGUGA